GGGACGGUUUGAGGCUUCAAACCGAGACUCGAGAUUAUUCUUCACCGGCAGAUUUUAAGAGAGAGAGUUUCGGUCACCGAGAGGAUUAAAACCGAGUUUAACCAAAGGACGCGAAAACACGGAGCUAAUAGCUAACGGCUAACGGCUAACAUGGCCGAUUCAGCUUCACAGAACCGCUAUGAGCGUCUGACAGCAGAGCAGAUGGAUGAGCAGAGGAUCCAGAACGUGGCCUACCAGUACCUGUGCAGGUUGGAGGAGGCCAAGAGGUGGAUGGAGGCGUGUCUGGGGGAGGAGCUUCCUUCUCCCACGGAGCUGGAGGAGGCGCUGAGGAACGGAGUCGUUCUCGCUAAACUGGGUCAUCGAUUUGCUCCCAACGUCGUCCCCCUGAAGAAGAUCUACGACCCCGAGCAGCACCGAUACCAGGCUGUGGGUCUUCAGUUCCGUCACACCGACAACAUCAACCACUGGAGGAACGCCAUGACGACCUUAGGACUGCCGACGAUCUUCCAUCCAGAAACUACAGACGUGUACGACAAGAAGAACAUGCCCCGAGCCGUGUACUGCAUCCACGCACUCAGCCUUUAUCUCUACAGACUGGGUUUGGCUCCACAGAUCCACGACCUCUACGGGAAAGUCAAGUUUACUGAGGAGGAGAUCAACAACAUGAAGCUGGAGCUUGAUAAAUACGGGAUCCAGAUGCCGGCGUUCAACAAGAUCGGAGGAAUCCUGGCCAAUGAGCUGUCAGUGGACGAAGCUGCAGUACAUGCAGCGGUGAUAGCCAUCAACGAGGCGGUGGACAGAGGGGACGUUGGCGUCAUGGCGGGGGCUCUGAGGAAUCCUAACGCCAUGCUGAGCGACCUGCAGGAGGCGCUGAUGAGCGUCUACCACCAGAUGCUGCAUCAGGCUAAGAGAGGGAAAGCUCAACAUGCAGCCGGCAGGUGUGGAGGUUCAGAGGAGAAGGACAUCUAUGAGGAGUAUCUGACUCAGAGAGAGAUCCAGGAAAACAUCAACAUCGUCAACGUGCGAUCAGCGGUGGAGCAGGUGGAUGAAGCUCUGGAAUCUGCAGAUGAACUGUCCCUGCUCUCUGCUCUGCAGCUGCCAUGUUUGGCCCUUAGGGGCCUCCGUACUGACAAUGGCCCCUGGUACCUGGACCAGCUGUCGGCGGACCGCCAGCAGAAGGCGCUGGAUCAGGGCUGUGUCGACCCCCUGGAACCUGACGAGCUGCAGGAAGCUGUGACCAUCGCCAACCAGGACGCCCAGAGAGCCAAGAACAUGCUCGCUGCAGUGCAGAGUGUUAAUGCAUCGUUGCGUGGCAGCGACCCCAGACACACAGUCAGCUGUCUGAUGACCUCUGACCUCCAGUUGCCCGAAGUGUUUCCUUUUGCUGCCACUCUGUAUCACAGAGAACUGCAGCUGCUGCAGAGACAGACUCCACAGGGGGAGCUGCAGCAGGAGGAGCUCUAUGUUGCCGUGGAGAUGCUGUCAGCUGUCGCCCUCAUCAAUCAGGCCAUGGGGGCGGGAAGCCUGCAGCAGUUUAGCUCCUCAUUGGUCAGUCCAUCUGCAGGACUCUCUGAUGUAGACGACACCCUGCUGGACAGGUACUUUGAGUGUCUGGUUGGUGUGAAGCAGGAGAUGAGCAGAGAUCUACUGACCUGGAAUCAGCUGCAAGAAGGAAUCAACUCUGUCAACAGCUCAGUGCAGGACGAACACCAGAAGCUCCUGGCUGUGGGAGUGAUUAAUGAGGCUGUGAUCAGAGGAGACUCUCAGAAGCUGCUGUCUGCUCUGCUGCUGCCCUCCUGUGGUGUAGAGGAAGUUCUACCUGCCAACACCUGCAGAUACCUGACCCUGCUGAGCAAGGCCAGGCAGCACAAAGCCCAGGUGAGCAGAGACCCAGGAGCUGAGCUGUGGUUGGCUGAUAUCCAGGAAGGAGUGAGGAGAGCCAAUCAGCAGAGUCAGAGAGCGUUGAAGGUGUGUCUGUCAGUCGCAGCAGUGAACCAGGCUGUGAAGGAGAACAGGGUGAACCAGACUCUCAGAGUUCUGUCUCUACCUGAGGUGGAGCUGCAGGGACUCAUCUCUACCUGUGCUGCAGAAUAUCAGAGAGAGCUGCUCAUCUUGUUUUGGUGUAAACUGUGUCCAGGAGACAACAGGAGUCCGUGGGUUAGAGUCCGGCUGGAGGACGGCUCCUUUUAUUACUUCCACCUGAACCGACUGGAGGGAAGCUGGGAGAGACCGACCGGCUUCGUACAGAACAGUGUGUUCAUCGACAGAGAGGAGAUAAAGGAAGUCAUCAGCAGUGUGUCGGGCUCGUACAGUCGCAGCGUCCUCUGGAAGAGCAGCGAUGCCCUUGUCGUUCGUCUGCAGGCGGCGUGUCGAGGGUUCCUGGUCAGACAGCAGCUGGAGGUGCGGCGGCGUUACCUGAUCAGUCAGACACCUGCUGUCAUCGUCAUCCAGUCUCAGUGGAGGAGGUUUGUCCAGCAGAGGGCGUACAGACGGCGGCUGCAGUUCCUCUACAUGAACUGGCGAGCUGCGGUCAAGAUCCAGUCAUGUGUGAAGAUGUGGUUGGCCAAGAGGAAGUAUCAAGCUCGACUGAGGUUCUUCAGACGUAACGUGGGCGCUAUCAUAAAGAUCCAGGCCUUCUUCAGAGCCAGCAGAGCCCGAGACCAGUACAGGAUGCUGGUGCACUCCGACACGCCCCCCCUGUCUGUGGUCAGGAAGUUUGUUCACCUGCUUGACCUGGGCGACGGUGACAUCAGAGAGGAGGCGGAGCUUCUGCGUAUGAGGGAGGAGGUGGUGAGAAGCAUCCGCUUCAACCGGCAGCUGGAGGCUGACCUGGACCUGAUGGACCUGAAGAUUGGCCUGCUGGUCCGGAACAGAGCCACGCUGCAGGAAGUUGUGUCUCACUGUAAGAAACUGACGAAGAAGAACAAGGAGCAGCUGUCGGACAUGAUGGACGUGGAGAGAAGUAAAGGGCUGAAGGCUCUGAGCCGAGGGAGGAGGGAGAGACUGGAGGCCUACCAACACCUGUUCUACCUGCUGCAGACCCAGCCUCUGUACCUGGCUCAGCUGAUCUUCUUGAUGCCUCAGAGUCGCUCCACCUCCUUCAUGGAGAUGUUGGUGUUUAGUUUGUUUAACUACGGCUCCGACCGCAGGGAGGCCUUCCUGCUGCUGCAGCUGUUCACUGAGGCUCUGAGAUACGAGAUCAGGCUGAAGGUGGAGCAGCCUCAGGAUGUGGUCACAGGUAACCCCACCGUCAUCAAGAUGUUGGUGAACUUCUACCGUCACGCUCGCGGUCACAACGCCCUGCGCGAGGCCUUGGGUCCGGCGCUGCAGGACGUGCUGCAGGACCGGACCCUCAGCAUCAGGACAGACCCGGUGGAAGUCUACAAGACCUGGAUCAACCAGACCGAGACCCAGACCGGACACAAGAGCUCCCUGCCCUACGAGGUCUCUGCUAAAGACGCUCUGUCUCACCCUGAAGUUCAGAGACGCAUCGACAUCGCCAUCAUCAACCUGAAGAACCUGACGGACAGAGUCCUCAAAGCCAUCACCUCCAACCUCCACAAACUGCCGUAUGGUUUACGUUACACGGCGAAGGUCCUCAGAGACGCCCUGAAGACAAAGUUUCCUGAAGCCAGCGACGACGAGCUCUACAAGAUUGUAGGUAACCUGGUCUACUAUCGUUACAUGAACCCGGCCGUCGUGGCUCCGGACGGUUUCGAUGUGGUGGACCGCUCGGCCGGCUCCGCCCUGCAGCCAGAGCAGCGUCACAUCCUGGGCUCCAUCGCCCGCAUGCUGCAGCACGCCGCCGCCAACAAACACUUCCACGGAGACGGAUACCACGUCAGAGCUCUGAACCAGUACAUCAGCCAGACUCACACCAGGUUCAGGAAGUUCCUGUUGAGCGUGUGUGAUGUUCCUGAACCGGAGGACAGGUUCAGUAUGGAUGAAUACUCAGAGCUGCUCAUCGUCAACAAACCCGUCAUCUACAUCUCUGUCAGCGAGCUGCUCAACACGCACAAGCUGCUGCUGGAGCAUCAGGAGGUUUUGUGUCCGGACUCUGCCAACCCGCUCAGACUGCUGCUGAAGGACCUGGGAUCAGUUCCCACCCUGCAGGAACUCAUCGGAGAGUCUUCAUCAUCGUCAUCCUCAGCAGAUCCAGGAUCAGAGUCUCAGAGCUGUAAGAUGGAGGUUUCUCUGACUCUCACCAGCAAGUUCGACAUCUUCAGCGAGACCGAUGACAAACCAGACGCCAGAGGACUGCUGCUCAGCACGAAGCAGCUGAUCAUCGACGUCAUCAGGACUCAACCAGGUGACUCUCUGAGGGACAUCCUGAGGACAUCCCCCUCACAUGACCAGGAAGUGUGUCACGAUUGGCUGAUGCAGCGGCGUGCUCGGCAGGACGCUCUGACACCUGAGAAGAUGAAGAGGAACCAGUCGCUGGUUGCCAACAGCAACCUGAGUUUGGAGGAGAAGAAGAGGAAGAUCCUGAGGUGUCUUCGUCGUCUGGAGGGACUCGGAGUCCUGAGGUCACCUCAGACCGAAAACCAGAUCCUGCAGAUGAUCGCCAAGGACAUCCGUCAGCAGCGUCUGCACCGUCAGCGUCGGGGGGCGGAGCUUGUAAAGCUUCGUCAGACCCUCAGCAGUCUGCAGGUAAAGAGCAGCUUCCACAGUGAACAGGUGGACUUCUACAGACAUUACAUCACUUCCUGUCUGGACAACCUGACUGCCAACAGUAAAUCGACCAAUAAGAAGGCAGCAGAGAGCAAAGGAAAGAAGAAGCUUCCUGCUCUGAGUUACAGCGCUGCCCGGCUGCAGGAGAAAGGAGUUCUGUUAGAGAUCGAAGACCUGCCCCCGACACAGUUUAAGAACGUGGUGUUUGACAUUGUUCCUGGACCCGAGAGAGGAAGCUUCAAAGUUAAAACUCGAUUCCUUGGUGUCGAGAUGGAAGAGUUCCUGCUCAAAUACCAGGACCUGCUGCAGCUGCAGUAUGAGGGCGUGGCCGUGAUGAAGAUGUUCGAUAAAGCGAAGAUCAACGUCAACCUGCUCAUCUUCCUGCUCAACAAGAAGUUCUUCAAGAAAUGAACCGAGUGACACUCUCACCGUGUAUUUCUAUCUUUGUCUGUCUCACUACAUCAUUUUUAUAUGUCACUAUAUACAACAGACUGAGGCGUCCAUCUCUACACUCCUAUCUCUGUUUAUAAUCAGAUAAUCUUUAUAAUUUUUCCCAUGAAUGUUAGUCACAUUUUUACAAUCAGAGAUCGAUACGGAUCAAUAAUCAUGAGUCAGUCGUGAAUCUCACUGUAGAGUGAAGCAUCUUCCUCACACACUUAUUGCUGAAACUCACUUUUAGCACUUUAUUGACCUACUUUAUAUCUCACUAGAAUUUAAACAGAGUGGGAUGUCCUGUUCACACUCCUAUCUCUGUCUUGAUGUCUCACUACAUGAUCUGUUUCUAUAUCAGACGAUAAACAGACUGUGUCUCUGCCACUAACUUCCCAUCAUGUGUCCUUCACUCCCCUUUUUAUAUCUCACUGGAACUUUGACAGAGUGGGACAUCUCAGUUUUUUUGUCUCAGCUCAGAGUCAUCCUAUAUCAAACUUACAACAACUUGUUUUUAUUUUUUACAACUAAAAUCUCUGUUUUAACAUCUCAUUACAAUGUUUUUGUAUCCUACAUAAAGUGCAGAGUGGAGCAUCUUUCCUCACUCCUGUCUCACUCUAGAAUCUAAAUAGAUCUUUAUCAGUCCUAUCUCUGCGCCUAACUCUAAAACUGGAGCACUAAAAAAUGUAAAGAGUGGGACAUCGUUCAUAUCUAUAUGAUAAUGAUGAUAAUGUCUGAAGUCAGUUUUAUUUUGAAGGUCCUUUGAGGCCACUGAACUGAUCAGUAUUGAUCAGGUGGAUAUCAUUUAUCAGUCUGGAUCUGUUUGUACUUUCACCUCAAAGUUUAACUUCAUCCCAGAAAAUUAACCAGAAUGCAAUGUGAGCUGGUCUGAUACCCACUGAUCAAUAACAGCUGGCUGAUCAAUAACUGUAAAUAUUUGCUGUCUGUUUCUGUUUUCUCUCUUUUCUUUUUUUCUCCUGGUAAAA
Molecule: messenger RNA, 6086 nt
Organism: Seriola dumerili (greater amberjack)
Lineage: Eukaryota; Metazoa; Chordata; Actinopteri; Carangiformes; Carangidae
Gene: iqgap3
Product: ras GTPase-activating-like protein IQGAP3
Exons: 38
Coding region: 151-5082 (1643 amino acids)
Biological process (GO): regulation of actin cytoskeleton organization; regulation of GTPase activity
Cellular component (GO): cytoplasm
Molecular function (GO): GTPase activator activity; actin filament binding; calmodulin binding
Source: RefSeq, a predicted model, not a curated record